AUGGACUCUUCAAACAACGAUGUGGGCUGUCGAGCCGAUAGAAAUGACAAGGGUGCGGCUACAUCUUCCGUUUCCGCUACAAGGAGGGCUGCUGAAGAUCUGAUCUCGCCUGCUUCGGCUUCUCGAAAUGCGACGGAGCAUAUCCAAAGAGGCGUUCGUAAUGUCGAGGACGUGACAUCCUCGUGGCCAAGGAAAGCACUGAUAGCAAUGUUUCUGCUCUUCUAUCUGUUCCUCUUCGAAGUUUCUCUUCAGCAAGAGGUCACAACGUCCCUUGCCCCCUACGUCACCUCAUCGUUUCAAUUACAUUCGCUCACCGCAACGACCCAAAUGAUAUCGGGUGUCAUUGGUGGCGUUUCAAACCUCCCGGUUGCCAAGAUACUCGAUCUUUGGGGUCGAACGGAAGGUUUUUUCUUGAUGACAGUUCUAUGCACAUCCGGAUUGAUUAUGAUGGCAGCUUGCCAGAAUGUCCAAACCUUCGCCGCCGCACAAGUGCUCUACUGGGUUGGCUACAAUGGCCUAGACUACAUCAUCAACGUCUUCAUUGCCGACACAACUUCUCUGGUCAACCGUUCGGUGAUUCUGGGGAUUUCGCAAACGCCAUACCUCGCGACUGCCUUCGCGGGCCCUCGAGUUGCCCAGUUAUUUUUAGAGCACACCAAUUUCAGGUGGGCUUUUGGGGUGUUCACCAUCACAACACCCUUUUUUGCCGCACCCAUAAUCAUACUCUUCCUGUAUUAUCAGCGUCGGUCAAGGUCCAAUACAGGCGAGACCUUGUGCUCGGAUCAUGGCCGCCUCUUGGCAUUCUGGAAUCAUUGCAAAUCCUUAGACAUUGUGGGAAUGACUCUCUUAAUCGCGGGCUUUGUCCUCCUUCUUCUUCCACUCAACCUGGCCGCGAGGGCACCAGACGGCUGGAGCACCGGAUACAUUAUCGCAAUGCUGGUUAUUGGGGUAGUGGCGCUUGUGGGCUUUGCGGUGUGGGAAAAAUGGGUUGCUCCCACGUCGCUUCUCCCAUUCAACCACCUGGUUGAUCAAAGCAUUAUAGGGGCGUGCAUCGUAGCUUGCGCUCAGUUCAUCAGCUUUUAUUGCUGGGCGUCAUAUUUUCUCUCAUAUCUGCAAGUCGUCAAGCAAAUGAGCAUCCAAAAUGCCGGUUACGUUUCGGAUGCCUAUGUGCUGGUGUCCUGCUUUUGGGCCGUCGUUAUUGGCUUACUGAUCCAGCGGUUUGGGCAGUUCAAAUGGCUUGGUAUGGGUGGGGUUCCGUUCAUGCUCCUGGGCACUGGCCUGCUGAUUCAUUUCCGGACUUCCCAAACAUCGAUCGGCUAUGUCGUCAUGUGCCAGGUGUUCAACGGCGUUGCGGGAAGCACCCUCAUAGCAACCCAGCGCAUGGCUGCACAGUCUUCUGUUGGUCAUGAAAACUUAGCAGUGAUCACAGCCCUAAUCGGGUUGUUUUCCUCCCUCGGCGCCGCCAUUGGGUCAACAUUGGCUACUGCAAUCUGGACAAAUCUCAUGCCUCACUACCUUCGGGAAUAUUUACCUGCAGCUGACCAGAAAAACUUGCCAAUAAUCUACGGAAGCUUAGUGGAGCAGCUUCAAUACCCUUGGGGGAGUCCAACCCGCAUCGCGAUAGUUCAAGCCUAUACUGAGGUUCAACGUUGGCUUUUGGCUGCCGGGAUAUGUUUCGUUCCUCUGAUUGUCGUUGGCAUUGUAAUGUGGAAAAAUGUGAGUGUAAGAGGAAUGAGUCAGACCAAGGGAAACAUCUACUGA
Molecule: messenger RNA, 1761 nt
Organism: Aspergillus pseudonomiae
Lineage: Eukaryota; Fungi; Ascomycota; Eurotiomycetes; Eurotiales; Aspergillaceae
Product: major facilitator superfamily domain-containing protein
Exons: 7
Coding region: 1-1761 (586 amino acids)
Biological process (GO): transmembrane transport
Molecular function (GO): transmembrane transporter activity
Source: RefSeq, a predicted model, not a curated record